AUGCCGAAGCCUAUUAUUGGAGUCGGACACAGCAUCGGAGUUGGCCAACUACUGGGCUUAUCCCUGAUACACCCCCGGCUUUUUACUUCCCUCGUCCUUAUAGAACCGGUGAUAUCAAAGGAUUUCAAAUCCGGAAAAGGGCCGAGCUUUGCGAAAUCAGCUCUGAUCAAAAAGGAUACAUGGAAGUCCCGCUCUGAAGCAGAUGCCUAUUUCAGAAAAGCACUUAAAGUAUGGGACUCCCGAUGUCUUGAUCUAUGGUUCAAAUAUGGCCUCCGAGACUUAGAUUUCCAGGCCGAUUCAGCCGGAACCGGUAACCCCGAGUCCGCGGUCGGUCUGGCCACCACCAAAGACCAAGAGAUCGCACAGAGCUUACGCCCCAACUUCGUCGACCUGCAGCCCUUGAACAUGGACGGCAACAAACAGCCAGAUUACUUACGAGAUCCCACAUUCUAUGUCGAUGUGACCGGCCAGUCAAAAACUCUGCCAUUCUACCGCUAUGAACCCAUCUUGUUGUGGAGACUACUCAAAUAUGUCCGGCCAUCGGUAUUAUGGAUCUAUGGCGGAAAGAGUAUCAUGGCGACACCAGAUCAACGAGCAGAGAAGCUACAGCGGACUGGCACAGGGGUUGGGGGCAGUGGUGGAUACAAGAACGGCCGCGUCAAGGAGAUAGUGAUACCCGAAGGUGGACACUUCGUUCCGUUCGAGGAUGUGGCAGGAGUUGCUGAACCUGCUUCUGAAUGGAUAAAACAUGAGAUAGCCAGAUGGAAAGAAGAAGAAGACCGGAUCCAGAAGGGCUGGCUGGAACUCACUGCUAAAGAGAGAUCUUCUAUCCCAAACGAGUGGCUGGCGCAAAUGGACAAAUACUUCAUGAAAGGGAAGGCGGGCAAGACGAAAGUAAGGGCAAAGCUAUGA
Aspergillus niger is the source of this 912-nucleotide messenger RNA. RefSeq lists its product as uncharacterized. The transcript has 2 exons. The record is from RefSeq and is a predicted model, not a curated record. NCBI's taxonomy places the organism in Eukaryota, Fungi, Ascomycota, Eurotiomycetes, Eurotiales, Aspergillaceae. Bases 1 to 912 code for a protein of 303 amino acids.